AUUUAUUUCACGCUUUUGCUGUUCAUCCGCCCUAUGGUUAAUGCGAAGCCUCUCAUAACAGAUACAACGCCAUACGAUUCAAGAAGAGGAUUAUUUUAUUAAGUGAUAAAACCAACGCCUUACAAGAUUGUAGUUGUGUCAUAAACUGCCAUUCAUCAUGAUUGCGAUAUUGCUAUUAUCGCUGCUGCAACUGUCGACAGCUGCCGUUUUGCGACAGCCAGAUUCGAUGAUGCUAGGAUUAGAUGACUCAUUGAGUUCCAUGCUGUAUGAAAUUCCGGAAUAUGAAGAUCCCCAGAUGUUGGAGUAUGAACUUUCACAGUUGGAAGAUCAUCCCAUUGUGUCUCUCAUACAUCUGGCAAGGAAGCACGUACACAACAAAAACAGACACUCGCUGCCCAAAGAAGCAAUAGCCAGUUUUAAACCGCAGCUAGAUUCUGUCAUUACUAGACUCCAAACUCUUCAAACACGCCUGGAAAGAGGCAGCACCGAAGUUUCCGUGGAAGACAUUGAGAAGUCAAUUCAAGACCUUAAGAAACUGGAGCAUAUUGUCCGGCCAAACAUUGACCAAUUAUUAACCGCAAUGCACCAAGGCCUGUCACAUUCUGGGCAGCUCCCUCAAGGAGGACUGUUGAAUGUUCGAUCCAAGCGUCCUCCUCCAGUCGAGGUCACGACUUCAGAAGCUGAUGUUUAUGAAUUUAAACCUCUCACAACUGAACCCCCAGUCCAUGAGAAGAAACCACUUGCAAGUAAAACCCAAGUCCAUGAAAUCGGAGUACUUACAAGUAAGACUCAGAUCCAUGAAAUUGAACCUUCUGCAAGUAAAAUCGAGUACCAUGAAAUUGAACCUUCUACUAGUAAAAUCGAAGACCAUGAAAUUGAACAAGUUGCAGCUAAGCCUCCGGUACAUGAAGUCGAGCCACCGGUCACCAAGCCCCCCAUGUAUGAAAUGAAACCUCGUGCAACUGAAGAACCAGCCUUCGCUUUGCCACCUCCAUCGACAGAAGCGCCCAAGGAUACUAGCCAGGAAGAACAGAGAAGAGCCCCUUAUAAAGAUGAGGUGUUUAAAAGCGACAGCAUAAAGGAGAGAUAUGAAAUGAAUCCUUAUCAAUCCAGAUGGACAUGGAAGACUGCAAGCUUUGCAAAGUAAUAUAUAUAUAUAUAAAGAAAAGAUAUCAGUGUUCUUUAAUUGUGAAGUGUUGCAAUUAAGUCAUCUGUAGAAAUUUGUGAAUAAAAAUUACAACUACACAUAUUUAGAAUGUGUAUUUUAAUUCAUUCUA
Argiope bruennichi is the source of this 1277-nucleotide messenger RNA. RefSeq lists its product as uncharacterized. Lineage: Eukaryota; Metazoa; Arthropoda; Arachnida; Araneae; Araneidae. Bases 158 to 1147 code for a protein of 329 amino acids. The record is from RefSeq and is a predicted model, not a curated record. The transcript has 6 exons.